Molecule: messenger RNA, 2960 nt
Organism: Cyprinus carpio (common carp)
Lineage: Eukaryota; Metazoa; Chordata; Actinopteri; Cypriniformes; Cyprinidae
Product: UDP-N-acetylhexosamine pyrophosphorylase-like
Biological process (GO): UDP-N-acetylglucosamine biosynthetic process
Molecular function (GO): UDP-N-acetylglucosamine diphosphorylase activity
Source: RefSeq, a predicted model, not a curated record
GAAGCGCGUUUCCGUGUGUCCUGCCACGUCAGUUUCUGACGGAUGUCGGAGGAGGAUCCUGGGCAGUGAAGGCGGUGCUCGCUCGAGAUGUAGCCGUGUCUUUAGUCCUACUGAAGUAAGAGGGAAGUACUAAGUGGUCAGCAGUUGCUCGAAAGAUCUAAAGGAAAGACCAUGGACACCAGCAAACUGGCUGAGAGACUCGCUGAAGCCGGGCAGUCUCAUGUUCUCCAAUACUGGGACCAGCUAAGCCCUGAGGAACAAGCUGAAAUGAUUGUUGAUUUGGAGAGCCUGAACUUCAUGGAGGUCAAUAACUUCUUUAAAACUGCCAUGAAGACGUCUGGGCAGAACUCACAGGAGAAGGUGGACACCAGAAUGGAGCCGGUGCCCCGAGAAGUUUUGGGAAGUGUAACACGCGAUCGGGAACGUCUCAAAGAAUGGGAAGAAGAGGGCCUUCGCUGUAUUUCAGAGAACAAAGUGGCAGUUCUUCUAUUGGCUGGAGGGCAAGGGACACGGCUGGGUGUAUCAUAUCCAAAAGGGAUGUAUGACGUGUACCUCCCCUCUCACAAAACCCUCUUUCAGAUCCAGGCAGAGCGCAUCAGAAGACUGGAACAGCUCGCUGAAAAACAGCACUCAAAGAAGUGCUGUAUUCCAUGGUACAUUAUGACAAGUGGCAGAACAAUGGACAUGACCAAAGAUUUUUUCAUGCAACACAAAUACUUCGGCCUGAAGGAAGAGAAUGUGUUUUUCUUUCAGCAAGGCAUGCUUCCCGCUGUGGACUUUAAUGGGAAAGUUAUUCUAGAGGGCAAAGGCAAACUGUCCAUGGCACCAGAUGGAAACGGGGGCCUGUACAGAGCUCUGGGGACACAGAAUAUUGUGAAGGACAUGGAGACGAGAGGAAUCUCCUACAUCCACGUCUACUGUGUAGACAACAUUCUUGUGAAAGUGGCCGACCCUGCUUUCAUUGGCUUCUGUACACUGAAAGGAGCCGACUGCGGUGCAAAGGUUGUGGAAAAGACCAAUCCAACAGAAGCAGUGGGCGUGGUCUGUAAGGUGGAUGGACGCUAUCAAGUAGUGGAGUACAGCGAGAUUACCUUGGCAACAGCAGAGAAGCGAAGCGCUGAUGGACGACUUGUGUUCAAUGCCGGCAACAUAGCCAAUCACUUCUUCACCCUCACAUUCCUCAAAGAGAUCGUGAGGACUCACGAGCCACAGUUGCAACACCAUGUGGCACAGAAAAAAAUUCCCUAUGUGAACACACAAGGACAGCUAAUCAAACCUGACAAACCCAAUGGGAUUAAGAUGGAAAAAUUUGUCUUCGACAUAUUCCAGUUUGCCAAAACAUUUGUGGUAUAUGAAGUUCUGAGAGAAGACGAGUUUUCUCCAUUGAAAAAUGCAGACAGUCAAGAUGGGAAGGACAACCCCACUACAGCCCGUCAGGCCCUCAUGUCCCUGCAUCACCGCUGGAUCUUAAAUGCAGGAGGACAUUUCGUUGAUGAGAAUGGAACCCCCAUACCUGCUAUACCCAGACAUGGACCAGCAGGGACAGUCACACCUGAAGUCAGCCAGAACCUGAAGGAUGGAACAGACCUGCCAAUCAAAUGUGAGAUCUCUCCUCUUGUGUCUUACGGUGGUGAGGGGUUGGAGCAUCUUGUGAAUGGAAAAGCUUUCCAGCCCACGCUGGUCAUCGAUGAGAACGGCGUCCACGAGCUUGUGAAGAACGGCCUGUGAACCCCGAGCCAGCUGCUGCACUUGAAACCAAAAUGAAGGCUCUUUUUCUCUUCAUCUUCAUCUCACUUCCUGCCAGGGUGGAGGAAACCGUGACAUUCUUGUGCAAUAAAAUGUAUGAACGGUGCCAGUAGGCUAAUCACAAUCAAAUCAUUUUAGUCAAUCAUCUAUUUAUUUUGUGAAGACUUAUUUUUAUAUCAGUGUGCAGGGCUUUUUUUUAGAAUUGGAACUUAUGAGUUCAGCCGUUUAAUUUAUAUAUAGAUGUAUCAAAUGAUACACAGUGCAUGAAUGGUCACUGCUAAGAUUUUAGGCAUUUCUGCUUAAUCUGUUCCACUCUCUAAAAAUGUAGAUACAUUAAAACAAAGUUCGGUCUUCUCUAUGGAUGUCUGUUUUUCACAGGUAUGUUUUCGACAAGAAAAAGUGAGUGGGAAUGUGACAUUGCAUCAGAUUUUCCAGCACAGGGUUUAUGGGAGAGGUUCUGAUUGGUUUGAAUCGGUUGCUGCCACUAACAGUGCUUCAGAAAGUGUGCACUUUGAGACACCUUCUCUCUUUUACUGUCUACCUAUUCCACUUUUCUGAUUAGCCUUUGUCUGCACCUUCUAUGUCUGUGCACAUGCAUGUAUAAAAUCAUUUAUCAUGAUAAAUGAUUCAUUGUUUGUUUACGUUCAAUUCUGUAUACUUUUCUCAGUUACCAUUUAUAGGAAUGUCUUGACUUACAUUUGCACAAGAUGCAUGGAAAUUGGAAAAUUACAUUACAUAUAAUUUGGCAUUUGAGAAAAUUGCUGCAAUUUUCGCAUUCAUAUAAAGCAGAGACAAAUGCUUCCUGGUUUCAAGCAUGUGAUUACUAUAAACAGACAUAUUUCAAGAUCUUUUUUAAGCGUGGUAUUUUUUUGUCUUCCUUUUGGAUACGUUGAAAACAUUUUCUCAGAAUUCUUGGAUUUGUGUUGCCUUCAGUUGGCAAUAAAAGUAUCAGUUCCUGCCACUUAAUUUGGUUCUCCAGCAAUUCUGAGAUGUUUUCAUUGUCCCGAAUACAAAAAAAAAAGCUGAAUAGAGAAAUGUUUUUAAACAUUUUGAAGUGUAUCUGUUUACACUAAUCACAUGGUUAAAUCUGGACAGUGUUUGUCUCAUUGCUAUAGUGAAAAUUAAUAGAAAUAUGCCUUGACCUACUGUAGGCCCAUCAAUCUCAAUCCCUGUAUAAACAAAGCUCAGAAAUUAAAGUAUAAUUUCUUGGAAAA